Messenger RNA from Lotus japonicus, 1393 nucleotides. Its product is annotated as 12-oxophytodienoate reductase 2-like. The record is from RefSeq and is a predicted model, not a curated record. Lineage: Eukaryota; Viridiplantae; Streptophyta; Magnoliopsida; Fabales; Fabaceae. Bases 184 to 1254 code for a protein of 356 amino acids. Gene Ontology annotation, molecular function: FMN binding; oxidoreductase activity. The transcript is spliced from 4 exons.
CUUGUGCAAUAUCCACUUCAAUGCUUCACUCUUGUGCAGUGCUGCUUCUUUCUUCUAUAAAUUCAUCCAAUACCAAGGGAAGGGAGCAAAACAUACUUCAAUUCUAACUGAGUCUCUUGCCUUGUUAGUUAGCUAGUUGUUACUUAUUAGCCACUUCAUUACCAAAUCAUACUCACUUCACUCAUGGCUGAUCCCAAUAAUCCUCUUCUCACUCCUUACAAGAUGGGCAACUUCAAUCUCUCCCACAGAAUUGUUUUGGCGCCACUCACCAGACAAAGAUCCUACAACAAUGUUCCUCAGCCUCAUGCUAUUCUCUAUUACUCCCAGAGAGCUUCCCAAGGAGGUCUUCUCAUAGCUGAAGCCACUGGUGUCUCUGACACUGCUCAAGGCUAUCAAUACACGCCCGGCAUAUGGACAAAGGAACAAGUCGAAGCGUGGAAACCAAUUGUGGAUGCUGUUCAUGCCAAAGGUGCUACAUUCUUUUGUCAAAUUUGGCACUGUGGAAGGGUUUCUAAUUCAGGUUUUCAACCAAACGGGCAAGCACCAAUAUCUCCCACAGACAAGCCACUCAAUGGCUCACAAUUCACGCCACCAAGGCGGCUAAGGACAGAUGAAAUUCCUCAUAUUGUCAAUGACUUCAAACUUGCUGCUAGAAAUGCUAUUGAAGCUGGUUUUGAUGGGAUUGAGAUCCAUGGGGCUCAUGGCUACCUACCUGACCAAUUUAUGAAGGAUAAAGUAAAUGAUAGAACAGAUAAAUAUGGUGGAUCCCUUGAGAAUCGUUGUCGAUUUAUUUUGGAAAUUGUUGAAGCUGUUGCAAAUGAGAUAGGGCCAGAAAGAGUUGGAGUUAGAUUAUCACCUUUUGCAGAACAUGGAGAAUGUGGUGACUCAAAUCCUAAAGAAUUGGGGCUUUAUAUGGUUAAUGCUCUCAAUAAAUAUAGUGUUCUGUACUGUCACAUGGUAGAACCGAGAAUGAAAAAUGCUGCAGAACAAGUUGAAAGCUCGCAUAGCCUGGUGCCAAUUAGAAAAGCCUUCAAGGGCACUUUUAUAGCUGCUGGAGGUUAUGUUAGACAAGAAGGGAUCAAUGCUCUAGCUGAAAACAGGGCUGACCUUAUUGCUUAUGGUCGUUGGUUCUUAGCUAAUCCAGAUUUACCAAAGAGAUUUGCCCUUGAUGCUCCUCUAAACAAGUAUAAGAGGGAGACUUUCUACACUUCUGAUCCGGUUGUUGGUUACACUGAUUACCCAUUUCUUGAAUGAAGAAACCAAUGCUUCAACCUACAAGGGUGGAACCUCAUGACUUAAUAAGCUAUUCUCCCCUGGCACAUUUCUUUCUUGCAAUUUAGUUGGUCAUUGUAAUAGGAAUUGUGAUGCUUGAAAUUUUAUUAUGGAUUUAAUA